Teleopsis dalmanni is the source of this 2588-nucleotide messenger RNA. Its product is annotated as E3 ubiquitin-protein ligase Bre1-like. Gene Ontology annotation, cellular component: nucleus; HULC complex. Gene Ontology annotation, molecular function: metal ion binding; ubiquitin protein ligase activity. The record is from RefSeq and is a predicted model, not a curated record. Lineage: Eukaryota; Metazoa; Arthropoda; Insecta; Diptera; Diopsidae.
GACUCUUGUGAUCAAUGGUUUGGUUUUUUUCUUUGGGCUAGAAUUGUUUUAUUAAAAUAAUAUCAAGAUAGACAAUAAACGGGACAUUAACGUGGAAAAGAUUUUUGCAGAACAUUUUUGCUGUAUAAAAAACGAUCUCGUUAUUUACGAUGGGAUGAUUUGAUUUCGUAUAAAGUCAUAAAAUAAUUUUUUGUUUAUUUAUUGAGUUCAGAUGAAAUUAUUUAUUUAAGUGAAGUGAAGUGUGAAUAAAUUUGUACUAUGCAAUAAAAAAAUUGCAGACUCGUAAUUUUCUUGAAUUAUUUUUCUUCUUCAAAAAAUCAGAACUUCUCCGCAUUGUUUUUGGAGAAUAAAAAUAAAUACGGCAACUCUACCGGCGAAGAAAGAACAAUUGUCAAAGACAGCAGUUGACAACAGUAGAAGUCAGUUGGAGCGCGUCCUUAUAUGGUGAAGAAUAAUUUUAUUAAAUUGUCGUCAACAUAGAGGAUAAACGGAAGGUUCACGUUUAUAAGAAUCUUGCUGAAAACUUCUUACAUAUUUCGGGUAAGCAGAGAUAGACGCUGAUCUUGUAUAUUUUCGACUUAAAAAAAACAACUUAGCAUAUCAUAACAGAUAUAUUUCUUUUGUAAAUUAUCACAAAAGGCAGUCAAACCGAUAGUAACUCAAUAAGGGUUGCGCCCUCUAUUAAAGUUUCAUCACGCCUACAAGAUAAUAUAGGAUAAAAUAGUAUUGCAGUGUACAAUUUAACUUGUCAUAGCCGCUUAUGCCACAAAGUGGUUGAUAAAAAUGUCGGUCAACUUAAAUAGUGGUACGACUUCCAAUUUAAAUCAAAACAUGGAUAAGAUAAAUGAUGAUGAUGUGUCUGCAUUCUCGGUUCAAGUAAGAGGAAAAGAAGCACUACGAUUUCAGAAUAAAAAAUUGACUCAACGGCUUAAUCAACUUAUAACCAACAAAAUAGAAUUAGAUCAACGUAUACAGAAAUUGGAGGAGAAACAAAAGAAAACUGAAGAAAUAUUGAAUAUAUUUAAUAGCCAUUGGAAUCAGUUGAAUGAAGACGUUCAUAUACUGCUGCAACACUUUAAUGCAGAAAGUCGGAGAGAUACGGGGGAGUCGGAGAGAUCAGGAGUUUUCUUUCUGAAUGAACUCUAUUCGUUGGAGAAGAAGGAAUUAAAUAUUGAAUUGGCUAACAAAGUGCAGCUAUCUAAAGAAGCAGUAACUAAAAUUGUUUCAGUUGUUAAUUAUGUUAUGGAAAGAAGUGAUAAAGUCGCAGAUGUUCUAAAAGAUAUAAUUGCUAGCAGUGGUAAUGAUGCUAUCACUUCGUCUGAAUCAGUAGAUGGAACUAUAAAGUACUUGCAUGUUAAAUUAAUGACUGAAUAUAUUGGGUUGCAAAAGAUGAACAUGAACUUAAUAACGAAAAAUCAUAAAAAAUCGCUUGAACUAAAGUUGUGUCAACAGAGACUCAACAAUUCGAGAAUUAACAGUAAUGAGCUCAACAAGCAAAUAGAAGAAGUGCGUUAUGAUUUCGGUAAAAUGAUUAACAAAAAUUUGAAACUAGAGAAUUACUUGGCAGAGUUCUUUGAAAAAAUCAAAUCUUUCCGUUUAGUAAAAAAUUCAAACAAAAAUCCAAGCGCUUUAGCAACUAAAAUGAUGGCUAAUAUAUCUCGUGAAAAAUAUGAGGAGCUGCAAGAUGAGAUGAGAGAUUGCCGUGAACUAGCUGACAAUCGUCAUGUCGAACUAGAUAAGUUACACUCAACUCAUUUAAAGACACUAAAAGAAGUCGAACAGCUGAAAAUGUAUCUCAACCACUUACCAGAAUCAGCUAUAGUAGAAACGCCAGAAUAUAAGUGCUUGCAGUCGAAAUUUUCAGUGCUGGUGAGAGAUUCGUUGCAAAUGAGAUCUUCGUUCGAAGAAAUAAAUCGGCAACUAACGCUGAGUACAAAUGUGCACUCGUUACAAAUUGAAGAAAUGGAGAGACAAGAGCAAGCUGCACAUCAGAAAUUGGAAGACGAAAUGAAGCAGAAGGCAGAUUUAAUUAAGGAGUAUCAAAUGAAAUGUAAUCGUCUACGUGCUAAAAUGAAAGAAGACAAAAUUCUCACUGAGUUAACUACGCCUAUCAAUCGCGAAAUGCAGUCUCUCAUAAAAUCUAUACUAUCUCACAACGAAGUUCUCAAAUCUGAAGUGGAAUUGUAUAAGUCCAAAUAUAACAGUUGCGCUGAUGAAAACGUCAAGAUGCUGGAAGAACUUCUAGACACUUCAAAUAAACUACAAUUAUAUAAUAUGCAAGAAACAUUAUCCGAUGAUGGAAGCAAGCAAAAGGCUAUAUGUGUGCGCACAAAAGACCCCCCAGCAUAUGAUUGUAAGCGCGCAAGUCAACAUAACAUUGGCUCUUUUUGUGAAACUUUUGGAGAUCCACCCACAGGAUUAAUUGAAGAAAUGGACUGCAAUGAUGAAGUCAAAUCUUUCAUCGCUUCACAAUGUGAUAUUCGUGUGGAACAAUCUGUAACAUCAAGUUCAUCUUCUCUAAGUCCAGAUAAUCAAUUGGAGGGAGCUAUUGUAAGUGUUGGUAGAUUCGCUGACAUGGAAUCAAAAGA